UUCCGCGCGCUCCUUUCUCCGGCCUUGACAAAUUGGUUUUCGGGGAUGGGAAGGUCGCAGGGGCCCUUUGUGUCUCCUGACCGCUCUGGAGCGAUUUUUUAUGCGGCGGACUGGGGAAAGGCUCCAUGUGAGCUGGCCGGCCCGCUUUCCCUCCGUACACAGCUGCUGGGAGAGUCCAACUCUCUCACACUCACUCUUCAUACGCACACACGCACGCGCGCACGCACACAACUAGAGUGCUGCUGCAAACUCAGGACCGCUCCCGCUCCUCCCACCUUAAACCAGCAUCACCUCUCUGUAGCACCCUCCCUCCUUCACUCACACACUUGCAUCCUCAAAUAGAGAGGUCGUGUGUGUGUGUGUGUGUGUGUGUGUGUGGGGGGGGGGGGGGGGGUGCACCUCACCCUUCUCCAUCAUCACUAGAAAAGCCGGAGAGCAAAACGCCACAGCGUCACUUUGAGGGCGGAUAUCGGCCUCUCCUCCUCCUCCUCCUCUUCCUCUUCUUCCUCCUCAUCCGCCUCUCUCCGCGCGCUCACCUCUCUCUCUUCUCAUCGCCUCCAUCAAGUCUUCAUGGUUCUGAUCUCCCCCCGCGCCAUGCAAGCCACCCGGGCGCCCACCACCGUCAGCGUGUUCGCGGACUGCAGCAUCCCGGCCGGGCUCCGGAUCGGACCGGUACCGGGCCUCUGCAAGCUGGGGAAGUACGUGUCGGACCGGAAGGAGGCUGGACCAAAGAAAAAA
Molecule: messenger RNA, 738 nt
Organism: Austrofundulus limnaeus
Lineage: Eukaryota; Metazoa; Chordata; Actinopteri; Cyprinodontiformes; Rivulidae
Product: PR domain zinc finger protein 13
Source: RefSeq, a predicted model, not a curated record